Molecule: messenger RNA, 459 nt
Organism: Trametes versicolor FP-101664 SS1
Lineage: Eukaryota; Fungi; Basidiomycota; Agaricomycetes; Polyporales; Polyporaceae
Exons: 3
Coding region: 1-459 (152 amino acids)
Source: RefSeq, a predicted model, not a curated record
AUGGAAGAUAUAUCAUACUUCCUCGUCGGGAAAGUAGAGCGCAGCAAAGAACGUGCCAAGUCGGCGAAUCAGAUCCUGCCCACCUACCCAUGUCUGCAGCCGUCAGACACGACCGCCUUCCGGAUCGCCCUGGCGAAAUACGUCGAGACAAUACGGAACAGCAUCGUUCAUACCACCCAUGCCGGUGAGAAGCCGGCGGAGCAGAAGGCGAAGCAGCCCGCUUCGCCAGCCCGAGAUGAGAUCCCCGCCUGGUGGUGGAGAGACGUCGUCGUCCGCAAAUCCAUCCUCGACGAGUGUUGCGGAGAACGAUUUGAGCGCCUGAUCCUGGCGUUGUCUAGUCAUGCGAUCCUCAAGAACACGAACACGUCCCAGCCGCCGUCCACAUUGCACCCUCUUCCCGCACAGGGCCAUGCGGUAGGCUGCCAAAUGAACACCCCCUCUUUCAUCUCCGCCCUCUGA